This is a messenger RNA of Rhincodon typus (whale shark), 2538 nucleotides long. RefSeq names its product ceramide synthase 6-like. Gene Ontology annotation, molecular function: sphingosine N-acyltransferase activity; DNA binding. The transcript has 11 exons. Gene Ontology annotation, cellular component: membrane. The record is from RefSeq and is a predicted model, not a curated record. Lineage: Eukaryota; Metazoa; Chordata; Chondrichthyes; Orectolobiformes; Rhincodontidae. Gene Ontology annotation, biological process: ceramide biosynthetic process. The coding region runs from base 293 to 1405 and encodes 370 amino acids.
AGACUCUAUUCUGCUCUAAAACAGUUUCGGAUUUUUCUUGGCCUGGUGAAUGUAUCCUCCUCGUUGAGAGAAGGCGCGGUGCUUCCGUAUUUUUUUUAAAUAUCGAGAGGUUUGAUCUUCAAUCUUGUAAAUAGGGUCCUAGUGUCUUUAUCUAACAAGGAGCGCUGGUUUGUGGAACCCGAGGCAGGAAUUUGUUUUCGAAUAUGUUUAACCAAUCGAUGAGACAGAACGGCAGGGGUCACGUUCGCUGUAAGGCUGAGUCUUGCAGUCUGGUGUGGAGUUGGCAGCUCCGAUGAUGGAGGGCAGCGGUUGGCUGCCGCUCUGGCUUUCCAUUUCAGUCUGGGACGAGAGUUUUUGGCUGCCCCACAACGUCAGCAGGGCACAGCUGGAAAAUUCGCAGGAUCCAGUCUACCCCCGGCUUAAGGAUUUGUACUUUAUUCUCCCCUGGACCUGGGCGAUCUACGUAUUGCGACUUCUCUUUGAAAGGUUUAUUGCAACACCAUUUGCUAAGUUCCUUGGAGUAGAUUGUAGACCAAUCCAGAAGGCUCAGCAAAAUGUUGUUCUUGAAAAAGUGUUCAAAGAUAUAACUACGGAACCUGGUAAAACUCAUCUGAAUCGUUUGGCAAAACAACUGGAUUGGGACACAAAGAAAGUGAUACAAUGGUUCAAGCUGCGGCGAUACCAGGACAGACCAAGUCUGCUGACAAAGUUCUGCGAGAGCAUGUGGAAGUUCACCUUCUAUCUAUGGGCCUUUUCAUUCAGUUUUUAUUACCUAUCAAAGAGUCCAUGGCUAUGGAAUACCAGGGAGUGCUGGUACAACUAUCCCUUUCAUGAACUUUCAUUUCAAAUCUACAUACACUACAUGAUGGAAUUUGCUUUCUAUGGAUCACUGAUAUUUUCACAGUUUUUUGAUGUUAAAAGAAAGGAUUUUGUUGUCAUGUGUAUCCACCAUCAUGUCACCAUUCUGCUACUUACAAUUGCGUAUGUUGCCAACAUGACACGGGCAGGAGCCAUUGUUCUCCUGUUACAUGAUGCAGCUGACAUUGUUUUAGAGCUGGCUAAAAUGGCAAACUAUGCUAAAUGGCAAAAGCUCUGUAACAUCUUCUUCUUGAUGUUUGCUGUGGUCUUCAUUGUGACCCGACUGGUAAUAUACCCCCUCAUGAGCAUCAGAUCUGUGUUUUAUGAAAGCUGGGAGAUCAUAGGACCAUACAAAAUCUGGGGCUUCAUUAAUCUUCUUCUUAUCACGCUGCUGAUUAUGCACAUCUACUGGUCCCAUCUAAUCAUUCGUAUGGUGUUUAAAGCAUUUCAUAAAGGAAAGGUGUCCAAAGAUGAUCGAAGUGAUGUGGACAGCAGUUCAGAGGAUGAGGAUCAAUCUGAACAAAAUGCCCACGCAAAAACAUCAUAACAGCCUUCAAAGUGACUGACCAAGAAAUUCUACAGUUUCUCAGGAUGCAAGUCGAAACUGCAAAAGAAACAGGAAGCUUUUUAUUUAAAAAAAAACUGUUCUCUGCUAUGCAAAAUGUGCAUUUGAGACAUAAUUGGCUAACAAUGAUUUAUUGUGGACUGUUUACAUAAAUCUAUCAAAAUUAUAAUUAUGAUAUUUGCUAGUUCAGAGUAUUAUACUGCACUGUUAUGGCCCAAAUGAUGAUAAAAAGGUGAGGAUAUUUUAGCAUGAGUGAACUCUUUUUACUUUAUUUCUAAAAAUAAACUCAUAGGCAUGCUAUUUUUAAACAACACAAUCCAGCUUCAUAAUUUGAAUAAAGUAAAAUUGAGUUUUGAAAUUAAAACUUUACAUCAGAAAGAUACUAUUUCAAGAUAAAAGAAAUGGCUUCACUGCACUGAACAGGGUAGGAAUAUUGGUGAUGUUUCUAGUCCUGAAAAGUAGAUGUUGGAUGAGCAGGAUAUGAAGGUGCUUUUCUGUCAGAAUUUGAAUAGAUAUCUGGCACUAAACAGUUUAAACAUCAGCAAAAAGUGCUGACUUUCUAAACCAAAGUAUAUCAUUGUCUGUGGAACUAUGUUGCAAUAUGUCUGGCAACCUUCAGCAGGAGAAAGAAAGAAAUAUUAUUCUACACUUUCAAAAAUUUGUAACUUUUUUGGAAUUGAUGGGAUAAAAUAAUUAGAUUUUUCUAGGUUUAUUCAAGUGCGUUGCGUUAUCUGAAUGUAGCGAGUAUUAGUAAAGUUGGCACUUUCCUUUUACAAAUGGAUAACCUGACAUGGGCAAUUUUCUGAAAUUCUCUGCACUCAAAUGAUUGUGCGCCCAGCCACUCAGAUGGAAAAAUCUCUCAAAGACCUGUGUAUGUGCUUCUUAAAAACUUCUCGCUAUGCGUGGAUUUUAAGUGCUCAAAUGGGAGUGGGUGGGCACUGUCAUCCAGUGUUUUUUUAUUCUUGAGAACUGAAAGACCAGUCAAACUUGUAUAUGUGAUGAAAUAAGUUCUGAGUACAGAACAAACCUCUAGAUUUAUCAUUGGGCUAUGAAGAUACAUCAAAAUACUUGUGCAAAGCGUAAAGUUGUUAGAAUAAAUUCAAAGAUGCUGUAAA